UCCAGAUUGAAAGCCAUACAUCAUGACCACCACAGCUCAUUCAGGACAUGAGCAUGGGUCAAAUGCUCUGCCAAGCUGCACCAUGGAGAAGGCGAUGGACAUUGUUAUCAAGACCUACCACUUUUAUUCUCCCCGCGAAAAGAAGGAUGACUGCUUGAGCCUCAAGGAUUUGACUGAGCUCCUGAAAGACCAGGCUCCCACCUUCCUUGCUGCUUGUAACCGGAGCCGCCCAGGCUAUAUCCAGGAGCUCUUCAAACAAGCAGACGUUGACAAGAACAAGCAGCUGACUUUCGAGGAGACGGUGCGCGUGAUCGCUAUCCUGGCCGAUGAUGCUCAUCGCAUCAGUCACAACGAGGACCGGUGCGGGCCAGACAAGGACUGAUCUCCAUCUCCUCUCAGAAGAUUGCAUUGCAACAUAUAUAUUAGAGCCCCUUUGUCUUAUUAUUCCCUGGUUAUAAGAGCCUUCUGGAAAGUGGUGGAGGGAAGCUAUGGGUCUCCAGAUCUUCUGGCCUACACCUCCCAUUAUUUCUUCCCAUUGGGGUUAAGUCGAGUUCUGGGAGAUGAAGGCCGACAACAUCUGGAAGCCCCAGCAUUCCCUAAUUCUUCCUUAGGUGAUCAAAACCUCUUAGGUGACUAAAGUCUCAAACAUCUGGAUGACAAGCGUCUGAGAGCCACAGGCUUAGACCACAUGGAAAGUUGCUUUUCAGUCCUUUCUAUAAAGGCAAUGUUUGCUUUCUCUGGGUAGCAUCCACUUUGAUACUUGUUCUGUUCACUCAAUAGAAGGUCCAAUUCCAGUAGCAAUUCACCCCAUGUUUCAUUAGCCCCUUAUGAAGCAUUUGCCUCAAUGUUAGGUCAACACAUCCUUACUGUUGCAGCUUUGGAUAAAGAUGGGCUGAACAAUGUAUAUGCUUUGCAAUGAUAUCCUUAAAAUGAUGAAUAAAGACACCAUAUAACAUUC
This is a messenger RNA of Sceloporus undulatus (fence lizard), 958 nucleotides long. RefSeq names its product protein S100-A8-like. Lineage: Eukaryota; Metazoa; Chordata; Lepidosauria; Squamata; Phrynosomatidae. The record is from RefSeq and is a predicted model, not a curated record. Bases 23 to 382 code for a protein of 119 amino acids. Gene Ontology annotation, biological process: endothelial cell migration. Gene Ontology annotation, molecular function: calcium ion binding; transition metal ion binding. Gene Ontology annotation, cellular component: cytoplasm; extracellular exosome. The transcript has 2 exons.